GAAUGCCGUACCAAUCAAGUUGGUAUUAAAUCUCACAGAAUAGGCCAGUUGAAUGCGCAGCACUCUAAUAAACUAUUAGUCAUGUGUAUGAAGUUGACAAGAGAGUCAACAAAAUUCAUAACAAUGCUCCAAUGAGUUAUGAUUUUUGAUUGUUGUACAUUUUUUUUAUAUCUUCCGAGACAAUAUAUAUGAGAUAUGAUCUUCACAAACGCAUUCGUAAUCUUUUUUGACAUAGUUUAUAUUUAAGAAAAAGAAACUUUUAACCAGGAUUAAAAAUAAAGUAAUCUCAAAAAAUAAUGCAAAUGGAAACUCACAUUGUUAGAUAUUCCAUUUUUAGUAAUACUUAAUGUUCAUAUUGUAACUAAAUUCUUUUUUUUCCCUUUUUUUUUCUUUUCUCUUUUUUUUUUUUUUUUUUUUUUUUUUUCUUUUCUUUUUUUCUUAAUUUCAGUGAUUACAAAUAUAAGAUUUAAAGCAGCCUUCGUAAAAGAUAUGUGAAAGGAAUGAUCGAUAUUAAUAAACAAAUAAUAAAUAGAUUAAAAUGAAUUCAUUUUAUAGAAUGUAUCAAAAUAUUCUCUACAGUAUAAUUUGGUUAAAUUGGAAAAAUAAUAUUAAUUCCAAUGCAUAUAACACAUAAAAAGAUGUUACUAUACAGUAUAAAUUUAGAACUUAUACUUAUUGGUAUAAUUGAAAAUCUACUAAAAAAUAAUUCCCUGAUUAUGUAUCUUUCAUGUGCGACAUAUCGUUAUAAAACUGUGACCCCCAUAUUUCUGACAGCUUUCAUUUAAAACACACACACACACACACACACACACACAUAUAUAUAUAUACAUGUGUGUGUGUGUAUAUAUAUAUGUAUAUAAAUAUGAUGGUUAAAAGUAUGCACGAAAUUAAAAACAAAGCAAUCGCGAUAUUAUAUUAAGAACAUUAACAUACUAGAAUAAAAAAAGUUAUCGCCUUGUAUACGUUUGGAUUUCUGCUAGUGCAUUCUGAGAAGUUGUUUGAUUUCUUCUUUCUCGGCGGCAUUCAAAUAACUUGUCCCAUCGGGAGUUAAUCCAUCCGGUCUAGCACCUUUUUCUAAUAAUAACUUAACGCAAUGAGUAUGGCCUUCCCAAAUUGCAGCCAGUAAUGUUGUUAUACCAUGCUUAUCUGUAGCCUGAAAAAUUAUCAUCAACAUUAGAUUUAUUUAAUCGUUUAAAUAUAUUUCUCUACUGCAGUAUGACGUUUUAAGAAGUUUUGAGAGGAUUAAGUUUAAUAACUUACAUUAGCAUCCGCACCCUUCUCUAAAAGAUAUCUAACUACAUCAUAUUGUCCAUAAUCUGCAGCAUAAUGUAAUGGUGUUCUUCCAUCUAUCAUUUGAUUUACAUCGAUAUUCUGUUGGGUAAACACAUAUGUAUAUAUGCGUGCGUGCGUGCGCGUGUCUGUGUGUGUGUGUGUAUGUGUUGUGUGUGCGAGCGCGCGCGCGCGUGUGUGUGAUGUGUAUACACGCAAAUAAGAUGAAAAGUAAAAUUUUAGAUGAAGCAAAAGGUAGCAGGAAAUAUAUUUCAAUGGAAUGAUAUACUUUAUAACAUAUAAAAAAUGUAGAAUAUAUUAAAAUAAAAUAUAUGUAGCAUCAUUAUCGAUGCUACACUUUUAAUCUUAAAAGAUAAUUACAAAGCAAAAUUGGUCGGCAGCUGUUAUUUAAGCGAUUAGCAAAUUGCUGCAUCAUGUGAACGAUGCACUGAUUACUGAUUAGUUAAAUAAAGCGAUAAAGAAGAGAGAAAAGAAGGGAAAAAAAAAAAAAAAAGAAAAAAAAAAAAAAAAAAAAAAAAAAAAAAAUUGGUCGUUGUAAUAUAUAGCGUGCAAAGUUAUAAUUUGUAAAAAUGAUUAAAGUCUACGAAAGAAGAUGUCAUAUUUGCCUUAUUCUCAACGAUAUCCCGAACUUGCUCGAGAUCACCAUUUUUUAUUCCCCAAACGAGUUCGCUCAUUUUUUUCGUAAAUCUAUUGAAACAAACUCUUGUUGUCAAGCAAUAGACGUAUCCAAUAUAAAAUUGUAACCGCUUGUAUGAAUUACGUGACGGAUCUUACAUCCAUCAGAUUUGGUUAAGCACUCGAACGAAAGAAUAGACCGAACGUGAUGUCAGGAUGUAAAAAAAUUGUAUGCGGUAAGCUUAUAAAAAGCGUGGCGGCGUUAGCGCUCCAUUCUACUGAUACGGCAAAUACACGCGUUGGGCGCGAUAAAUUGAAAGUUCCAAUGAAACGUUACCGCUAAUAAUAAUAAUAUAUCUCUAUAAUAUAAACGAAAAUCAAUAAAAAAUGUAAUACGAUAUAUCUCGAUGCGAGGAAUACGAUAAAUAUCUCUCGAUAUGUUUAUAAAUCGUAUGAUAUAAUAAAUAAUUUCGUAUGGAUGUAGUUUUGAAAUUCGACUACCAGGGAGCGCAUAGAUGGUAAGGGAACGUGGGCGCACCUAUUAAACGAACGAGAGGCGUUAUUCGAAGCCCUUGCUUUCCUACCUUUUUUACGAGUUUGGCUCCCCUGAUCAUAAUUCACAACAGUAGUGGUGCCGGUUGUAUUAUAGGUUAAAUUUGUGUGAUUUUGUGUGACUUACUAUUAGCUUUACUUAGAAUUGUGAAAAUGGACAAUCGGAUUACGAUAUGUGACCCGGAUGAGGAAGAAAUAGACAAUGAAAUAUUUCGAGAUAUCGAGCCAGUCAAGUGGAUUAACGAUGAUCCAAAUUAUGGCUUGGAUGAAAUCAACAUGUUCUUCCAUAGGGUGGAUUCAGAUCAGAUCAUAUAUGAGGAGAAAAAGAAAAAAUGUAAAUUUAUCGGUAAAUAUGUUAUGGGGGAUGUACUUGGUGAAGGUAGUUAUGGUAAGGUGAAAGAAGUACUGGAUUCAGAAACUCUGUGUCGAAGAGCUGUUAAGAUUCUAAAAAAGAAAAAGCACCUUAAACUCCCAAAUGGAGAAAUUCAACGGGAAAUAAAGCUAUUAAGAAUAUUAAAACAUAAGAACGUCAUUAACCUUGUAGAUGUUCUUUAUAAUGAUGAAAAGAGAAAGAUGUACCUAAUUAUGGAAUUUUGUGUAUGUGGAUUGCAGGACAUGUUGGAAAGUACACCUCUGAAGAAGCUUCCACUUUGGCAGGCACAUGACUAUUUUUGUCAGCUGUUAGAUGGCUUAGAGUAUCUUUAUAGUAAAGGAAUAGUACAUAAAGACAUAAAACCUGGAAAUCUGUUAUUGACAUUAGAUGGUACCUUAAAAAUUAGUGACUUUGGAGUUGCAGAGGCACUAGAUAUGUUUUCUAUAGAUGAUACAUGCAAAAUGGGUCAAGGUUCUCCAGCCUUUCAACCACCCGAAAUUGCAAAUGGCUGUGAAACAUUUUCAGGAUUUAAAGUAGAUAUAUGGAGCAGUGGAGUUACACUAUAUAAUAUAACAACAGGUCAGUAUCCUUUUGAAGGAGACACUAUAUAUAAAUUAUAUGAGAACAUUGGGAAAGGUGAAUAUACAAUACCGGAAGAAGUAGAGGAACCCUUAAGAUCCCUUAUAGAAGGGAUGCUGCAAAAAGACGCGGAAGAUAGAUUUACGUUGCAACAAGUGAAAAGACAUCCUUGGACCAUAUGUAGGCAUCCUAGAACGGAAAGCGAAGUGCCUUUACCUCCCUUGAGGGGAAGUAAAUGUCACAGUAUGACUGUAUUACCGUACCUGAUGGAAUAUCACUAUGGGAUUGAUGACAAUCCGACAUAUUAUACGGAACAUCAACUUAAUGAGGAAAGAAGACUUCAAGAAAUGGAUAGGACUAGCGAAGAUCAAAAGCCAACCUGUAAUAAUUAUUGUAAUAAUAAAUCAAAUACACAUAGCAAAAGAAGAUGGCGCAAACCAAUAUCAUGUAUCGGUAUUAAAAAGUUUCCAUCUUGCAAACCUUCGUGAUUUGGCACAAUACUGUUUCAUGGUAUUAAAUAUUUUACUGGUAGUUACAAAGUUUCUCUACUGGGGAGAUGACUGAGUGUUUGUUGACAGCGCAACACUUUUGAACUAGUUCAAAAGCGCAUAAAUGUAAACAUUUGUGAUAUUAAUAUUAAAUAGUUAUAUCGAGAGGUCCACGAUACACUAUUGAUUGUGGAUUAAAUUAUUUCUAAUUCGUAAGAGAAAAGUAUCGUUUGUUUAUGUGUGUCAUAAUGAAAUUAUGAGUAAUAAGAUUGCCUCUAACUAUGAUACAUAUUAGAAUUUCUUUCUAUAUUUAAUUUUGUAAAUUAAGAUCAUCCAAGUAUAGUGAUAAUAGUCAACUUAUAUUGUCUCUAUUAAUUGAGAUAUGCUAAUACCGGUGUAGCAGAGUUUUUAGACUCUUAUUUAUACUAUAUCAGUUUACGAAAAAUUAACACAGAUAUUUUAUAAUUCAAGAUGGCAAGUCAGUUUUCAAUAAAAAAUUCUUGCUCGAUUCGAUUAUAACAUAUUAUAAUUACAUUUACAUCAAUCUGUAACUAUCAGGUCAGUCCAAAAGUUCGUGCGCAUUUUUGCCACAUACAUACAUGCUAUUAAUGCGCACGAACUUUUGGACUGACCUAAUAUAAUAAGAGGAAGAAGCAAGAAGGAUAAAAAGAAAAAAAAAAAAAAUGUUCAAUAUUUAUAGAAAUGAAAGAAAAUCAACCAAUUUUAUCUUAUAUAUAUUGUUCAAUGUAAUUAUACUUAAAUAAUGACGCCAGCAUGACUAGGAUACGUAGUAUUUUUUUAAGUGAGAUGAUUUUUUUCUACUGUACAUUAACUUAAUUGAAUGAACACUAUGUAAAUAUGGAAUACAGGUAUUCGUAAUCGCAACAAGGGAAGUUUGUAUCUGCUUAAAUCGCAUAUUAUAUGUCAUAUUAUGCAAUGGUUAAUAUAUUCCAUUUUCAAUGGUAGAGAGCGAUCAUCGUGAUAAGUAAAAUUUUUUCCAAAUGAAAACAAGUUAUAAAACAUUUAGCGAUGACUACCUAUAAAUGGUACAAUAGAUUGUUACAAGCAAAAAAUACAUGAUUUUUUAUAUUUAUAUAUUAGUACGUUUACAAGAGUUUAUUAUAAUAUUAUGUAUAACGCAUAAUUCAACUACCAAGAUAAUGCAGAUACUGUUUCCCCUGAAAAAAUUUUAUAAAUAUGAUUGAAUAAGUAUUAAAAAUUAUUUGAAAUGUAUAGGAUGUACAUAUAAAGAAUGCCUCUAUAAACUUGUCUCGGUUAUACAUAAUACCAACUACAUGGAAUAUAUUAUAAAUUGAAAGCAUAAACACAUUACCUGUAUAUCUUCGUCUACAAUAAUAUAUCGAUUUCAUCUCUUUCAUUAAAUACCGUGUUGAAUAUUCGCAUAUUGACAAUAUUGUUAUACAUUUUGGAAAAUCAGUUUAGCGGUAUACUUGUUUAAUGAUACAUUUUCUUUUCUUUUUUAAUUUUUCCAUUUGACAUUCUACACAUAUAUUAUCGAAACAGUAGAUAUUCGAGAAAAGAAAAAAGAAAAAGAAAACAAAACGAAAGAUCAGGAUGGUGCUAAACGGAUAAAAAAAUUUAGAUGUUACGUAUUGUGAGAUAAAGAAAAAGGGAAAAAAGAAAAAAAAAAAAAAAAAAAAAAAAAAAGAAGUACGAUAUUAUAAUAUAAUAAUCAUUAUGCAUUAAUAGAAAACAAACUUGUUUUGGUCAGAAAUCUAUCGUGUAACGAUGGACUUAUAGACGCAUUAUGGGAAAGAAUGUAUAAUUUGUAUUAAAAAAAAAUUAAUCCAAUUGACUUUAAUUAAAGAAUGUAAGUAGAAUGUAAGAUCGAACCAUUAGAGUUUUGUAAUUUAUCUCUUCUAUUAAGGAAUUCAGAUGCCUAAAUGUCACUUGAAAGUGAAACUAUGCAGUAUAGAUUACAAUAAUUUUUAUUAUAGACAUUUAAAAAUAUAAUAGAUAUAAUUUAAUUACUAAAACAAUACGAGAAUUAUAAACGAGAACAACAGUUUUUAUUUUGUUUAGCAAUUGUUGCUCGUGUUUGCAGAAGGUAAUAGAUGCAAGAUAAAUAUAAUAAGCAUAUUAAAUGUUUAUACGAUAACAACUUUUUGACCUUGCAUAUCAUACGAAAAAAUCACGAAUUCUAAACAAAAUAUACUUGUACAAUUAUUACAUAAAAUUAAUGUAUGCCUGUAUAAAAAAAAAAAAAAAGGAAUGUAAAGUGAUUCCCCUGUCAUGUUUUUAUCGGGGCAAUAUUUAUAUAUAUAUAUACAUACAUAUAUUUUUAUUGUAAUACAGAAUGUAAUCUUGUUUGCCCGUAUGUGCUAUUAAAGUAGCAAUAUAGCUCGUAAGAAUUAUAGUCAUAUUCUUUGAAAAAAAAAAAGGAAAAAAAAAAAAACAUACACAUACACACACAAACACACACAGAGAAUGGAUUAUAUUAAAUAACGAAAUAUUUCCUUUUAACUGAAAUUAUAGAGAUAAUUAAAUUUUACGUAUGUUAAAGCAUAUGAUAGAUAUAUCAAAUAAUUGCAUAAAUAGUCAUCUAUGCUAUACAAUUCCUUUGCAAUAUAUCAUCGAAAUAUUAAUUAAUUAUGCGCGUUUAUGCUACUUUAAUAAUAUCACGUGUCAAUUAUAUAUUCAUUUAUGCAUAAAGUUGCUUACCGAAAGUGCAAACGUUCAGAUAAGCAUAAUAAUAUAAUAAUUACAAGGCCAUUGGAUUAUGUCUGAAAUGCUCUUGCAUUCGUCAUUAUACAUUUGUCAAAUGAUUCUUAAUCAUGCACAAAGUGUCCUAAAGAUGAAUAUUUUCUUUUCAUUACUAAUAUCAAUUUGGGAAUACGAUUAAGAUAGGCCAUAAUCUGUUUCUGUAUUAUAUCAUAUUCUAUCGGCUGAGUGUAUCAUACCGAUCGAUGUUGUAUAUAUGUAUGUAUAAGUUUGUAUCGUAGAAUAGACAUUUAAAAAUAAUUUACAGAUGUACUAACGUAUUAGCAAAAUUGUGAAUAUACUGCCAUUCAGCCUU
This is a messenger RNA of Vespa velutina, 6934 nucleotides long. It is a transcript of the gene Lkb1, whose product is annotated as serine/threonine-protein kinase STK11. Gene Ontology annotation, molecular function: protein serine/threonine kinase activity; ATP binding; protein kinase activator activity. The transcript has 6 exons. Gene Ontology annotation, cellular component: cytoplasm. NCBI's taxonomy places the organism in Eukaryota, Metazoa, Arthropoda, Insecta, Hymenoptera, Vespidae. Bases 2611 to 3897 code for a protein of 428 amino acids. Gene Ontology annotation, biological process: regulation of cell growth; protein phosphorylation; establishment of cell polarity. The record is from RefSeq and is a predicted model, not a curated record.